Molecule: messenger RNA, 1622 nt
Organism: Nyctereutes procyonoides (raccoon dog)
Lineage: Eukaryota; Metazoa; Chordata; Mammalia; Carnivora; Canidae
Gene: POFUT1
Product: protein O-fucosyltransferase 1
Biological process (GO): Notch signaling pathway; regulation of Notch signaling pathway; protein O-linked glycosylation via fucose
Cellular component (GO): endoplasmic reticulum
Molecular function (GO): peptide-O-fucosyltransferase activity
Source: RefSeq, a predicted model, not a curated record
GGACCGCCGGGAGCGGGGCGGACGCUCGCGCCCCUCCUUCUCGGCCCGCCUUCGCACCACCGCGCGCUCGGGCUCCCGAGCCGUCAUGGGCGCCGCCGCGUGGGCAUCGUCGCCCCUGCCGCUGCGUGUGUCUCUCCUGCUGCUGAGUCUGCCGCUCCCGGGGCUGCCCGUGGGCUCCUGGGACCCGGCCGGUUACCUGCUCUACUGCCCAUGCAUGGGGCGCUUCGGGAACCAGGCUGAUCACUUCUUGGGCUCCCUGGCUUUUGCAAAGCUGUUGAACCGCACCUUGGCUGUACCCCCUUGGAUCGAGUACCAGCAUCACAGGCCUCCCUUCACCAAUCUCCAUGUGUCCUACCAGAAGUACUUCAAGCUGGAGCCCCUCCAGGCCUACCAUCGGGUUAUCAGCCUAGAGGACUUCAUGGAGAAGCUGGCACCCACUCACUGGCCCCAGAGGCGAGUGGCAUACUGCUUUGAAGUGGCAGCCCAGCGAAGCCCUGAUAAGAAGACAUGCCCCAUGAAGGAAGGAAAUCCCUUUGGCCCAUUUUGGGAUCAGUUUCAUGUGAGUUUCAACAAGUCCGAGCUUUUUUCAGGCAUUUCCUUCAGUGCCUCCUACAAAGACCAGUGGAUUCAGAGAUUUUCUCCAAAGGAACAUCCAGUGCUGGCCCUGCCGGGAGCCCCCGCCCAGUUCCCCGUCCUGGAGGAGCACAGACCGCUCCAGAAGUAUGUGGUAUGGUCAGAUGAGAUGGUGAGGUCAGGAGAGGCCCACAUUCUCACCCACCUCAUCCGGCCGUACGUGGGCAUUCACCUGCGCAUUGGCUCUGACUGGAAGAACGCCUGUGCCAUGCUGAAGGACGGGACCGCAGGCUCCCACUUCAUGGCCUCCCCACAGUGUGUGGGCUAUAGCCGCAGUACGGCGGCCCCCCUUACUAUGACUAUGUGCCUCCCCGACCUGAAGGAAAUCAGACGGGCCGUGAAGCUCUGGGUGGAAGCACUGAAUGCCCAGUCGGUCUACAUCGCCACGGAUUCCGAGAGUUAUGUGCCUGAGAUCCAAGAGCUCUUCAAAGGGAAGGUGAAGGUGGUGAGCCUGAAGCCUGACGUGGCCCAGAUCGACCUGUACAUCCUUGGCCAAGCUGACCACUUUAUUGGCAACUGUGUCUCCUCCUUUACUGCCUUUGUGAAGCGGGAACGGGACCUCCAGGGAAGGUUGUCGUCUUUCUUCGGCAUGGACAAACCCCCUCAGCUGCGGGAUGAGUUCUGAUCCUGGCUGGAGCACAUCACCAGUCUGAGCUGGUCCCAUUUGCCAGGCCUGGCAGCUGGCAGUGCUCCCAGGAUUGAUUCCCAAGAGUACAAGCUCUUCUGCUCCCUGGCCAGAGACAGAAAAGCACCAGGGACUUCUGGAGGAGAAGGACUCCAUCUCCCAAGGCACAGGGCUUUCAGGCCUCCUGGAGCCAGAGUAUCUCUGCUCUCUGCUAUGUGUGCUUCCUACUAUUUCUCUUGGGAAUUUCUCAUGCUGGCAAAGCAGUCCAACCUCUAUCUUUGGUCUAGCCUUCUCUGAGCCCCCUGGGGGGCUAAACUCUCUUCAGCGAUUUUUAAUAGAGACCCAGAGAUUUUUAUAGUUUUGA